Molecule: messenger RNA, 1150 nt
Organism: Paramecium sonneborni
Lineage: Eukaryota; Ciliophora; Oligohymenophorea; Peniculida; Parameciidae
Source: the annotation of a GenBank genome assembly
CUCAAUUCCAUAGCGAUAAAUUUGAUUAUUGAAAAUAUAUUACGAAUAUGAGCUUCCUUCAUAUUCAAUCUAAUUAACAAUCGACAGAUGAAUCAUCCCAUCCCCUGAAUUAAAAACUUAACUUUCUACAAAUUCAAACCAUAGAUUUAAAACCUUACAAGAAAAAAUGGAGGCUCCUUUUUAAUAAUAUUCCAAGCCUCAAAAUAUUAGAAUCUAUUUACUUUGAUUUAUUAGGCUAAAGUACAUAGGAGCGUGAGACGAAAGAGAUGAUCUUCUUACAAUGCAUUCUCUUAAAUAUGCGAGCUCCCUUACACUUAAAAUUAGUAAAAUAAAAAACGAUAAGCCAUAGAAUGAAGAAUAAUGGAUUCAUAUUAGUGAACUAAUGCCAACCCAAAAAACUCCAUUUGAAUGGUCUUAAAUAUGUUAAUAAUUUAUACAUCAAUCUGCUUAUAAUAAUCCAUGGUCUGAGAAUGAAGAUAAACUACUAUUAGACAUUAUUUUGUAAUAAUUUAUACUAUAAAGUAGGUCCUUUCAAAAGAUGAAGAAGGGAAAUAAAUGGAGUAAAAUAGCACGAGAACUAAAUGAAAGAUGUCUUAACAAAUGUAUUCGUACUCCUAAACAAUGUAGAGAACGUUGGGGAAAUAAAUUAGAUCCAUCUAUAAAUCGGUAAUUUAAAAUUUUUAUUAUUUUAAGUGAUGAAUGGACAGAUAAGGAAGAUCUUCUCUUCCUUUAACUUCUUUUAUAACAUGGAAGAAGAUGGGCAGAGUUAUCUAUUCGAUUAUCACCUAUUAAUAAUAAUAAAAAACGAACUGAAUUUUCUUUAAAACAUAGAUUUAAAAAAUUAAUAUCUAGUGCUAAUAACAUAGGUACUAUAAUUUAUUCAUUUUUAGAAACUAAAUCAAUUCCUGGAACCAAAUAUGCUAUAUCCUCAGAUUGGAAUAAUAAAGAAAUCAACAAACUACUUUGCAAGAUAUCUUAAUUAGAAAUAACAACCAAUUAAAAAGAGGAUCAAAACUUCUAUUAUCAUCCUCUGUCUAAGCAUAUUAAACUUAAUGAUUUAAAAAAGUUGGUUAUCAUCAAAAGAAACACCAAAGUAGAGUUGGAUUUGUCAAUUCUUUUUAAUUCGACAAAUACCGAGUUAAAUAUUUGA